AUGUCCCAACUUCUGAUUAAAAGGAACCGAAUUUUAAGUUCUCAAUCAGUAGAUUCACAACCUUCUCCUUCCCCUGAUGAUAUUAGGGGUCGGCUUUUCAUAGAAGGAUUAGAUGACUUAGAAUCGGAGUCUGAUAUUGAAUGUGUAUUCAAGACUUCUGGAUUUUUAAAAUUAUUAUUACUUUCAAUAAACCCAAGUCAAACCAGGAAUCUACCAACUUCUAAGAUUUCUGAAGGGAUGGGAAUCCAAUCGAAUUCAUCAUAUUAUGUACAUUUCGUUUUUAAACCUGAGUAUUUAAUGAUACAGUCGAUGAUGGAAGGUCAAUCUAUGUACACAUGUAUAAGCAUCUCGAAAGAACACCUAAACAAAUAUACAUUCAUGAACAACUUGCCUCAAAACAUGAAUACAGUCGAUGUUGCAGUUCCACUUAAGCCAAUUUUAAUUUGUAUCGGAAUGUAUUCUCAAAACAGUGAGUUAUCUCUGUCCUACAACACUGAGGACAAACAAAUUGUUUUAAAGGGAAAUUGUACGGACUAUGACCGGUUUAAAUACUCUAGUGACGUUGGGCAGCAUUUAUUUUGCAGAUUGAAAACCAUUUUAGCAUCCCCGCUCAAUAUCCCCUUCGAGGACCUCUUCUUCAAUAUUGAGAAGUACGAUUAUUUUACCAUAUCUCCUAAGAUUUUGUACUCUUGCAUUUAUGAUAUUACCACCGACUCCAGUUCCACAAGGAUGAUUUUGGAGGUUACUCCUCCCACCCCAAACUCCCCUCAUGUUCUCGGCAUGACGAGGGAGAACUCAGUGAUUAUCGUCCAGUGGGACUUUUCACUUGACAAGAAUAUUUUCGAGGACUUCAAAAUCACCAAAAACCACCUGUACAAGUACUCCACCAAGUGUAUGCACUGUGUUACAAACGGACUGAAGAUUUCAAACAAGUGCAAGGUGAUGAUAAAGGAGAACGGCGCUCUUUUAAUAAGGUCAUAUAUAAGUUGGAACAUUUCUGAAGAGAUUAGUUUGUACUAUUACGUUUGUCCUUUCGUCGACAAGAAGCUAAAUUAA
Theileria annulata is the source of this 1056-nucleotide messenger RNA. RefSeq lists its product as uncharacterized. The coding region runs from base 1 to 1056 and encodes 351 amino acids. The transcript has 7 exons. Lineage: Eukaryota; Apicomplexa; Aconoidasida; Piroplasmida; Theileriidae. The record is from RefSeq and is a predicted model, not a curated record.